AUGCUGAGGCACCGGGGCUCCGUCUUACUUACUAUACUCACCUUCAUCUCACAAUUAUCAUCAGAACAAAUAACUUAUUCCGAUGGCUGGGUACCCGUGUCACACGAUGCUAUUUACAGUCAAUUAAGAAGAGAGUCUACACACUAUCCUGUUUACCUUACAACAAAGCAUCCCAUUCAUCAUGAUUACAUGAAUUUGGUGGAAAACGAAAUUAAUUCACGAAGAGAAAUAAGAAAUUUCAUGGAAUCUACGGAAUUUGUUAAUGAGAAACCUGUUGAGAGUAUCCGUGAAGCAAGUACCUUAAAAGAGGUAGAUCAAACAGAAGAAAAUCGCAAGGAAUUUUCCAGAAGAGCUAAGAAAGUUUGGGAUCAUGACAGUGAUGUUAAUAUCGAUACAAUUUUGGCUAAAACUGAUAUUGAUACUGAAGUAAAGCAUUCAAGUAAAGAUGGUGGUUUAAACAAUACACCUACUGCAAAAACGUAUGAAGUAACUGAAGAUACAGAUAAAGAUUUGCUUUCAGAGGAUAAUACUACAACCGAAUACGGAUAUGAAUAUAAACCACCUACAAACAAACCCCAAAAUUUAACUUCAACAUUUUACCAAAUCCUAUCCAAAUAUAACAUCAACACUGACGAUAACUUACAAAAUUAUGACCUAUCUCUACGGGAUAAGGUUCAAAAUUCACCAAGAGCUGCGUAUCGGAUUCCGCUACCGUAUAGAUAUAACAGUUUGGAUCAUCUGCCCGUGGAUCCAUUGCUAGCUGUUUUUCUAUCAAACUAUGGGUUCUAUUUACCAAGUUUGUAUGGGAUCAAUGCUAAUUAUAAUAAUUUGUACGGCUAUCUGGCCUCUAAUAACAUUCACAAUAACAAACCCUUUGGUUUGUAUAAAAUUUUCUCUGAUACUGAUUCAUGGAAUUAGUGUUUGAUGUUAUUAUUCUG
Helicoverpa zea (corn earworm) is the source of this 938-nucleotide messenger RNA. RefSeq lists its product as uncharacterized. Lineage: Eukaryota; Metazoa; Arthropoda; Insecta; Lepidoptera; Noctuidae. The record is from RefSeq and is a predicted model, not a curated record. Bases 1 to 918 code for a protein of 305 amino acids. The transcript is spliced from 2 exons.